AAGUAAUCCAAAACUUUUUCGUUCAUUUUUUCAGGGCAAAAAAUGCAGCCUCAAAAUCUCUCAUUUUCUAAAACCCUAAACCCCUCUUUACUUGUCUUCCCUUUCCCUAAACACAUCCUAUCACCUUCACUUCCCGGCCAAAAGCACCCAUAUUGUGGCAAAAAAUCCGCCAUACUUUGCAUCCAUCAGCGAGACGUCCGGGCCUUUGCUGGAAGGAGCAAGAAGAAACCGGGUGGCCAAUCAUCGGGUCGACUCGAAGGGAACGCGGAGGUAAGGCGCGUGGCGAAGCUAAACGCGCGUCGAAAAUCGAAAAAGCUAGCCGAAUCUCUCUUCUACCGGUUGAAAAACUCGGGAAAAAGAAACCAUGCGGAUAACUUCACGGAAGAAGAGCUGGAGGCAAUCGGACUCGGGUAUGACCGGAUGGUCCGGUUCAUGGAAAAAGACGACCCAAAUUUAAGACACCCUUUUGAUUGGUACAAGUAUGGUGAAUUUGGGCCUUAUUCUUGGCGUGGGGUUGUUGUUGGGGACCCAAUUCGAGGGCGGUUUUCGGAUGAAAGGGUCACAAUUAUAGGAGAAGUGAAGAAUCAUGAGGAAUGGGAAAAGAUAGAGCAGUUCGAGAUGGCUUCAGAGUUUAGGAAAAGGUUGGAAACGAUGGAUAAAAAUGUUGGUUUUAGGUAUUUUUGGGGGUUUGUUAGGCACCCGAAAUGGAGAUUAAAUGAAUUGCCUUGGGAACAAUGGACUUUGGUUAGUGAAGUUGUUGUUGAAGCUAGAAAAAAUGAGAGAUUAGAUAAGUGGAGUUUGAUGGGGAGGUUAGGGAAUAAAGCUAGAUCUUUGAUUACUCAAUGUGCAGCUUGGAUGAGACCGGAUAUCAUUUAUGUUAAGAAGCCGGUAUAUCAAUGUAGGUUUGAGCCUCAAGAUGAGUUUUUUGAGGUGUUGAUGCCGUUUCUUGAUCCGAAAACGGAGGGGGAGUAUUUGUUUGAGGUUAGGGAAGAGGAUGGGAGUGUGGAAAUGUGUAGUUAUUUUGAGGGGUUGUGUAAGAUUGUGAAGGUGAGUCAAAAGGCUUUUGUGGAUGAUGUGGUGAAAGGGUUUGAGAAGUUGAGUGAGGAAGGGAAAUCGCGGUGUUUGGAGUUUUUGUUGAGGAAUCAUCCUGUACCUCUUUUGCAUCCAUAUACAAAGGAGUGGAAGGCUAAGUUGGAGGAGAUGGAGUUGGGUUGUGAUGCACCAGAUGAUGAUGAGGACGAUAGGGGCCGACAUUCUGGUGAGACCCAGUUCACGGAUUGGAUUGAGGAUGAUGGGGGUGAUGAUGAGGAGGAGGACGAUCAAGAUGAUGUGGUUCUGGACAUGGAAGAAGGUGAGGAUGAAGAAUUUGGGACUGAAGAAGAGGAAUCCGAGGAAGAAGAGGAUGGAAAGUACUGGGAGGAAGAGUUUCAGAAGGCCGUAAGCAGCUCAGAAAGGAUGGAAAAAAUUGCAAAACGAAGUGUUGAGAUAACUACAGAGUUCUAUAAGAAGCAGUUGGGGGUAAUGGAAGAUGGAGAUGAAACUGCCCUAAGGGGUAAAAGAGCAAAAGUGAGACCAGAAGAGUGGAAGUAUGCUGGGAUUGGUCCGUGGAGGAGGAGGAUUAAGAAGAGCAAAAUUCCUCCGGAGCUGUUUUUGCGAGCAGCAAUUAGACCAUUCACUUAUAGGAAUCUUGUGAAGGAGAUUGUCUUGACAAGGCAUGCAAUAUUGGAGGGUGAGAUUGGUAGGAAAGAACAAGGCAGUAAAUUUAUGGGAAGAACUUGAGGUAUUUGAAUAUUAUGCAGAUGACCAGACAUCCAUGACAUAUCUGUAUUUGCUGCACCAAGCUUGCAUUUAAUAACUGCUAAAGGAACCUUGAAACCAUUUGUAAAACUAUUGCAAACAUUUGUUGUAGAACAAUUCUGUUCGGAGUAGAGGGAGUCAUGAGCUAGAGUUCAGACAGGUUUUCUAUCUUGUGUUGAAUUUACAUAUUUAAUGGUUAUUAUGUAUUUUAUCCGACCUAUUGCAUUGAUUUUGCUCUGUAGAAUUGCAUUUUGACUCCUCUAUUGAAAUAGCUCCUUUCUGGCCCUGAUUACUGGCGUUUGAUUAUGAAGGGUUUGUGCAGCAACCAGCAACAAUUAUUAAUGCCCUAUAUCCUCCCAGCCAUCUUAAUUGAUCUUGGUGUGCACA
This is a messenger RNA of Durio zibethinus, 2184 nucleotides long. RefSeq lists its product as uncharacterized. The record is from RefSeq and is a predicted model, not a curated record. Lineage: Eukaryota; Viridiplantae; Streptophyta; Magnoliopsida; Malvales; Malvaceae.